CACACACACACACACACACACACUUCUCGCGUCUGGGCGACACACACACACACACACUUCUCGCGUCUGGACGGCUGUCAUCGCUCAGAAGAUGGUGGCGGCUGUAGCCACAGCGUGUUGCGCGCAGUAGCGGGAGAGCGGAGAGCGCACACUGCGUUUCAGCUGCUCCUUCAUGAAGAAAACGCUCAUAUUACGCGGAGAGACGGCGUUCAUUUCGCUGCACCUCCUUGGAGAGAAUGGCGGGAGUUUACGGCAGCCAGAAUAUCUAAUUAUUCUUGGAUUAAAGUGGAAUUACUUGGAGCUGUCAGGUGGCCACCGGGUAUGCAGCCUGGAGCAGCCACGGAAAGGACCGGAGGACGUUUUCCCGGGGCGCACUGACCAUCUUGAUGGAUUGGCGACAUGUGGAAGGAACGCAGGAAUAGAAGUGCUACCCGUAAGGAGCGUCACCUACACGCCCUUUAAAUAAACCCUAAUAUCUCACAAAAGCCCCCUUGAGUUUGGAUCAGUGGGUUGGAGACGCAGCGCCGCUGGAGUCACCGCAGCGGGAAGUCAGGAAAGGACGGGGCUCUGUCCGUGGGAACAGCUGCCAUUAGGCCCCGGAGCAAGCAUGUGGCUGCCCAGCCCGAGUGGCAGGCCUCUGCUCUCUGAUGCUGACUCAGUUUGCAUGAAAAGUUUUUCCCGGUAAUCAAAAUCGCAUUUGAGUAAGUUUUAGUGCUUUUGCUGAGUGGAAGUGCAGACCAAUAAAAAAGACUUGUGACCCAAGUGAGAUCUCUAAAGGGAAGAUCGUUUUCCUACUCGUUAAGAAGUCUCCUAAAUCCAUUAUUGACUUAAUUACCAUUCAUUCUCCUCCUUAGGCAGUAUUUUCUGAGUUUUAUUAAAUGUUUUCCAAUGAGUGAAGCAAAGUGCAGCCUGCUGAGUCAACUUGGACUGGAACAGAGCAGGCAGCCAGUGGACCAUCUAGCCUCAAGUGUGUCAAAACAGACGGGAAUGUAGAGGAAUGCAGGGACUGACGUCAAUAAUGAGGUACUCAAAAUCUUUGGAUGGUUUUCUGGUUUUGCUUCAGCCCGAGUGCUGUCACCUAUACGUCGGGUUCUGCUUGUGUUCUCUUCUGGGCUGCACUGCUACGUUUCAUCAGUUGUGGACACUUAGUUUGCCUUAACUUUCUAAUUUCCCACAGAUCCUUGUCUUUUCAUUUGUGGAUAGAGUAAAAGGCAGCAUGGCAUCCCCCCAACAUCAGCAACUGCUGCCUCACAACACUGAGGUCAGCUGUGACUCCAGUGGAGAGGGUGGCGUUUCAGUGAAAAUAGGCAGUAGCGUCAAACACAAGCAUGGAGGAGGACCACUGAGUUCGAUCGGUGGCGGAUUCAUAGGCGGAACAAAACAUUGCAAGUACAGCAUUUCCUCUAGUUGCAGUUCUGGAGAGUCUGGAGUGAGGAGACCUGUGGUCAAAAGUUUUCGCGGUCACAAGAGGAUGCCUCAGCUGUUUGAGAGAUCAGCAGGUCAUUUCUGGGAUCCAAAGUUUGACUCGUCGAUCCUGGAGGAGGCUUGUAGAGAACGGUGUUUCCCCCAGACCCAGCGGCGCUUCCGCUACGUCCUCUUUUAUCUGGUUGCUGCUAGUUUCCUCUGGGGAUUGUAUUUUGCUGCCAAUCCUCGAUGCGACAGGGUUGUUUUUCUGCUCCCCACUGCUUCCUUCCUCCUCUUCUGCCUUCUGCUCUUCCUCUUAACUUUUACCCAGCUGUACUCUCGCUGCUACGACCAAGCCUCUUUGCUGCUUGUCUUUGUGACCUUUCUCCUGACCCUGGCCCCUCAGAUCCAAACGUUAGGUUUCAGAGAGCUAGACACUCCUGCGCUCGAAGCGGAAGAAUUCAAUGGCAGGAGACGAGCAGACAACCAGUCUUAUGAGGAUCUUGUGGAAGAAAACAUUAGGUCGCCCUGUCUUUCUUCUGUUGGCACGUUCUCCCUCUGUAUCGAGGUUCUCCUCUUACUCUACAGUGUUCUCCACGUCCGUCUCUUUGCCUCUGUCCUGCUCGGAUUUCUUUACUCUGUCUUGUUUGAGAGUUUGGGCUGGUUGCAACUCACCCAGUCAGAGGAGAGCUGGAGCUUAGCUGCUUCCUCAGACUGGGACACGCUCAGAUGGUUGGGGCCAGCCAAAGUGUUGCUUCAUCUCUGUGCUCAUGCCAUAGGCAUCCACCUGUUCGUCAUGUCUGAGGUGCGUUCUCGCAGCACUUUCCUUAAGGUUGGACAAGCUAUCAUGCAUGGCAAGGAUCUGGAGGUGGAAAAAGCCUUGAAGGAGAGAAUGAUUCACUCCGUUAUGCCCAGAUUAGUGGCAGAUGAGCUGAUGAAGCAGGGUGACGAGGAGAUAGGCAGCGAUUAUUCUGCCAAACGUUACUCCACCAGUGGAGCAGCUGCUGUCAUCUCCAGCCCCAAAAACAAUAAACGGAAAAAAACAUCCAUCCCUAAAGGCCAGAUCAUCUUCAGACCCUUCAACAUGAAACGAAUGGAGCCCGUUAGCAUCCUUUUUGCAGACAUUGUGGGCUUCACCAAAAUGUCUGCCAACAAAUCUGCUCAUGCUCUAGUUGGGCUCCUAAAUGACUUGUUUGGACGUUUUGAUAGACUUUGUGAGCUCACUGGCUGUGAAAAAAUUAGCACUCUAGGAGACUGCUACUAUUGUGUGGCUGGUUGUCCAGAACCCAGACCGGACCAUGCUUAUUGCUGCGUAGAAAUGGGCCUGGGCAUGAUUCAGGCAAUCGAGCAGUUCUGCCAGGAGAAGCGGGAGAUGGUGAACAUGAGAGUGGGCGUUCACACGGGCACUGUGCUAUGUGGUAUUCUGGGCAUGAAGCGCUUCAAGUUUGACGUUUGGUCAAAUGAUGUCAAUCUGGCCAAUCUGAUGGAGCAGUUGGGUGUAGCCGGGAAAGUCCACCUAUCGCAAGCCACCUUCAACUUCCUGGAUGAUCGGUACCAGCAUGAAGAUGGAAAGGUCAACGAAAGGAUAGGACAGAGCGUGGUGGCUGACCAACUCAAAGGCAUGAGGACCUACCUUAUAUCCAGCCGAAGGUUUGAGCCUCACUGUAGCUGCUCUCAGAUGGGCCCGUCUGCACCAGAACAUGCUCAUGUGCCCAGGUUGCACACUCCCGAUGGAGCCUCCUUGACUGGCUCCCUUCCUCCAGACAAAACCAAGUCCCCCUGUCUGUCCUGCAGUAUGACCCUGAUGGCAGGGGAGGAUCCAGCUCUGGAGGAAGGAAUUGUACACAAUGGCUGCCACGAGGACACCAAAACUAACAGCAAGGACUCUUCAAAUCUGAAGUGCUCCCCUGCUGUAUCUGCUGGGCGCAGCCCCAAAACUGUGAAUGGCUUGCUCAGUCCGCAGCUAGAGGCCUUGACUAGCAGCCAGACGUCACUGUGUGAGAUGCUACAGGAAAAGGAGAAGAAGUCGUGGACUGGAGGAGCUAUGGGGAUGGACCACUCGGCUCUCAUCCCACUGCGAUCCAAAAACUUCAGGGAAAGGAGUGAUGCUCAUUUUGUGGAUGUUAUCAAGGAGGACAGUCUUAUGAAGGACUAUUUCUACAAACCUCCAUUAAAAAAGCUCAGCCUCACCUUUUUGGAGAAGAACCUGGAGUCUACGUACCGGAUGAGCUACCAGGAGGAGGUGGAGAUCCAAGCAGCAAUGCAGACAUUUGCCAGCCCAACAUUCAGUUCUUUCCUGGACAUGUUGCUCUGCUGUUUGGUUGUCGUAGCUCUUUCACUCGCUUGUUUCCUUCGGCCGCUUGUGACCCAGCAGAGCCUUUCCACACCAGCUCUGAUUGUAACGGCGGUGGCUGCCCUGUUGGAGGCUCUGGCUUUGCUAAUUGCUGUACGUGUGGCCUUUUAUCUGGACAGGAUGCUGAAGUGCACUCGGCUGCUGAUGAGAGCCAUCUCGGGCUGGGUGAUGCGUCACUUUGUAGGAGCUGUUCUGGUGUCUCUGCCUGCUGUUGCAGUCUUCUCCCACGUCUCCUGUGACAUGCAUCUCUCUAUCCAGUUCACCAUAUUCAUCUGCUGUGCCAUCAUCAUAGCCAUUAUUCAGUAUUGUAACUUCUGCCAGCUCAGCUACUGGAUGCGCUCUACAAUAGCAACACUGGUGGGACUGACGAUGCUACUCUUGCUCUUCAGCUCCCCCUGCAGGUUUGAGAACCAGAACAAUGUUACCAACAGCUCCAUCUUCCUCUUAUCAGACAGCUCAGCAGGUGCUGACCCACAAAACAACCCAAAAGACCUUCUUGCUCCUGAAGUCUGCGUGGCCUUUUUCCUGCUCCUCCUCCUGGUCUGGUUCCUUAAUCGUGAAUUUGAGGUCAGCUACCGUUUACAUUACCAUGGCAACGUGGAAGCUGAUCAACACCGCAUCAAGAUUCAGAAUAUGAGGGACCAAGCCGAUUGGCUGCUUCGAAACAUAAUCCCGAUCCACGUUGCGGAGCAGCUCAAGGUCACCCAGAGCUACUCCAAGAAUCACGACAACGUGGGUGUCAUAUUUGCCAGUAUUGUUAACUUCAGUGAGUUUUACGAAGAGAGCUAUGAGGGAGGCAAGGAAUGCUACCGUGUUCUGAAUGAGUUAAUUGGGGACUUUGAUGAGCUUCUGCGCAAACCUGCCUUCACAAAUAUUGAAAAGAUCAAAACUAUCGGCGCCACCUACAUGGCGGCGGCUGGACUUAACGCUCAGCAGUGUGCAGACGCAGCUCAUCCCCACGCUCACCUUCGUGCUCUUUUCGAGUUUGCCCUGGAGAUGAUGCGAGUAGUGGAUGACUUCAACAAGAACAUGCUUGGCUUCGGCUUCAAGAUCCGCAUUGGCUUUAACCAUGGCCCUCUGACAGCCGGGGUGAUCGGCACAACCAAGCUUCUCUAUGAUAUCUGGGGUGACACUGUCAACAUUGCCAGUCGCAUGGAUACAACAGGAGUGGAGUGUCGAGUUCAGGUCAGCGAAGAGAGCUACUGUGUGCUCAGCGGUAUGGAUUAUGAAUUUGAUUAUCGGGGCACAGUUAAUGUGAAGGGCAAAGGUCAGAUGAAGACCUUCCUUUACCCUAAAUGUAGUGACAGUGGCCUUGUACCUCAGUACCAACUCUCAGUGUCACCAGAGAUCCGAGCACAGGUGGACGGCAGCAUCGGGCGCUCUCCCACUGAUGAGAUUGCUAGUAUGGUGCCCGCAUCCAGCGGGACUGCAAGCAGCGCCAUUACUAUGGUGCCCAGUGCCAGCACUGGUUCCUCAAAUACAGCAGGGCUAAGUCAAACGAAAGAGGCAGACAUUUGUGAAAGAUGUCCAUCCGUAGGGACAUCUCAUCCCAGAAGAUCCAUUUCUCACAGUGGCUUAACAUCUAUACCUGUUACUAAUCUUGAAGGACAUUCUCUAAAUAACAAACUAAUUAUCUCAGCCUCAACCCAGCAAAAUACACUCCAGAAUCCAACAAGACCACCGAAAGACGUCAGAGACAAACAAGGGACCGAUAAUGACAAUGUUGGAGAGUUAACCAGGCUUUAAGUAUUUGCUGUAGUGGCACUUUUAUUAUCAGCCUUCGACCCUUUAAGCCCGUGUUCACACUAGCUGACAUGUGUACAAACUCUGGAUUUUGUCCUACUUCAGGUAAAGAUGGGACUUUAAGAAGGACGCAUUGCCUUCUUUAUCUGCCAGGUUGUUUGUGGUGUAAAUACGAGUGGCUGAUGUUAUCAAAGGAGGACCACACAAAGGGCGACAGGCAGGAAGACAGGAAAUAGAAAAAUGUGACGGCAUAUGCUGAUUCCCUCUUGGCAAUCCCAUUGUCAGCCAUUUCCUUACUCCAUUAUCUCUGCACCUUUAAUCUAGAUUAUUUUGUUCACAUGUCUUUUAAGUGCCUUUAGAAUAGAUACGAUAUCAACUAGGCCCAUUUGUCUGAGAAUAACAAACUAAAGGGAAAACUAUGACUAAGAAAACCUUCGGAGAAAAAAAAAGCGUUGCUUCUGUACAGGUGUACUUUUGAACUAAGUUUUUGCUAUGAUCAUUCUGCCUUUUUUAAUCUAAAAUGUAAUCAGUAAUGUGAAAAGCAUUAAAACAUGUAAAAGUGAAGUACGUGAAGGCAAAAUAAAAAUGAUAAACACUGCACAAAGAUGCUGAUGCUGCUGGACACGUUACAAGCCGAAAACUCCUCGUGAGAGCCCCAGCCAGGACUAAUUGAUACAACACUGACAAGGCUGUGUGUAUUUGCAUUAAGUAAGCUGUGUGUGUGUGUGUGUGUGUGUGUGUGUGUUUGUGUGUGUGUGUGUGUGUGUGUGUGUGUGUGUGUGUGUGUGUGUGUGUGUGAGAUUGUAUAAUAAAGCCAAGCAAAGUUUACGAGGAGAGUUGCCUGUGGGUCACUCAGAUAACUUGGUCCAAUUACAACAGUACCAACACUUAAGGACGGUCUCUGGAGACUAAAAAAAGAAAUUAAUUUGCUGAUGUGGCAGCUUGCUCUCAUACCACAAUUGAGUUAUUUUUAUUGCCACAACACCAAGGGAUGAUUCCCUCAACUAUAUUUAUUCUGCAUGGGCUUCUAGUGUGUGUGUGUGUGUGUGUGUGUGUGUGUGUGUGUGUGUGUGUGUGUGUGUGUGUGUGUGUGUGUGUGCGCGUGUGUGUGUUCUGCGCUCAUGAUCCAAACUCUUGUGGGAACUGUGUUAAUGAGUGUAUAAAUGGCUUCUAUAAGGAGCUGGUAAAACUACGGAAGGACUAGAGGAGAAGAAACUGCCUAAAAUUUAGAAAUGAUCACACUGUGUUUUAAAGUAUUUGAUAGUUCUUUCGAUAAUCGAUAAUCAGUAGAAUGUGAUGAAUAUCUUUGUGUUUAUUGUUGCAUUGAACUUGAACUGUUUGCUGUUUAGGAUUCAAAAGAGUGUACUGGAUGCAAACGGCUCGAUGCGUUUGCUGCCUCAAACCUUCUGCUGCAUGGAACUUCGUGUGACAGCACUGUAAAUGCAAAAGCAGUGAUUUUUAAGCUUUAAUCGCUUUUGUCACGUGAAUUAUUAUUUAUGUAUCUAGCACAACAUUUUCUGUCAGUUAUUUUUCUGAAGAACGAAGGAUUGUGUGCUCAGAGGCAAACGGGUUUACUACAUUCACAUGCUUGUCUUAAUUUUAUACAGAUAGAACAUCACCUCGUAUUUCUUUCAAACUGCCAUUUCAUAUUGAGAAGUAUAAAAAAAUGGCAAAAACAGAUGACCAAUCUGCCUUUGUGUAUCCAUAAACAAAUUCUGCCACUGUUUGUGUGCAAUAAUUUCAUAACUUUGCUUCGUCUUGUACUAUAAUGGUUAGAUAGCUUGUGCCUUCCAACGGUUCUCACUUUAGGUUGCUUUCAUUGUGACAAUUUUGAUAAGAGCUUGGGAUCUGAGCAGUGCCUUUUCUGGAUGUGUACAAUAAAUUGUAAAUGUACACAAUAACAUUUGACAUUGUUUGCUGUUUAAAUCCAUGUAAGGGGUUCAUUUCCAUUUUGAUAUUAUGUGCCCUAUAGAUGUCUUAAGUGUAACAACAACAAAGGUUAAAAGGGAAAAACACAUUUUUGCAAAUGAGCACACAACCCUUGUAGCAGCCCAAACUUUGUUGGUGACUCUUCAAUAAAGGGAUAAUAAAUGCUCAUCUAUGGUUAAGUGCUGGUAGGGGUAAUGAUUAAAGUGUUACUGUAAAACAUAAAAUUGUAUAUUUUUUUUGUAAUUUUGAUAAACUCUUUUGAAUCACGUGUUUUUUGUGAAAUAACAUUUUUGAGACAAGAAAUGAAGACACACAUUUGUAGCCUCAGAUUUGAUUCUGUCCAGCUUUGUUUAUUGCAUGUACACGAGCAUUCAGGUUUGUGUUGAAUCAGUUGCAUUUAUUGAGAUGUAAGUGACAUUCUCUACCAGCAGAAAAGGGAAAACCAUUGCCAAAGAGUGUCAUUAUCAUCUCUUGCAACCUCUUUGUAUAUUGUCUUCAUUUUCAGGUUGUUUUUCCACAAUCAAAGAUCAUACACACACUAAAAUGUUAAAAUGCAAUUGCACAAGGCUGCAGUUUUUAUGUACAGCAAGCCUUUCUAUUGUAAAGUAUUUGAGCAUUUUCUAUUAUUUGUAUAAGUGCAUGCACUAGAGUAUUAAAUAGUUUAAAGAGCUGGACAACUUAAACAAGAUUAUUCCAACAGUGUUAAUUUGCAUGUAUGUAAAUAUGUAUGAGCGUUUGUAAAAGUGUGUUUUAGAAGGAAUGGGAUUUAACUUUAGCAAAAAGUGUGACCUGCUGAGGCAUCAGCCAAUACAGAUUUCCUUUUGUUUCUAACAUAACUUAUUAAAUAAAAUGAGGACUGAUAUAAUAUUAAAUCUGCAAGUAGUUGGCUUUGGGCUAGUUGCUUUUGAUUCUGCUAAUGCAUUUUUUUCUUUUGAUUUUGCAAAUGUUUUGUAUAUAGCACACCAACAGUUCAAAUUAAAUAAAAAUGGUUGCUGGGAA
This is a messenger RNA of Nothobranchius furzeri (turquoise killifish), 8428 nucleotides long. RefSeq names its product adenylate cyclase type 9. The record is from RefSeq and is a predicted model, not a curated record. Gene Ontology annotation, cellular component: plasma membrane. Lineage: Eukaryota; Metazoa; Chordata; Actinopteri; Cyprinodontiformes; Nothobranchiidae. Gene Ontology annotation, biological process: adenylate cyclase-activating G protein-coupled receptor signaling pathway; intracellular signal transduction; cyclic nucleotide biosynthetic process. Gene Ontology annotation, molecular function: adenylate cyclase activity.